UUUAUAUCAGUUAUCUAAUGUCAUUUAAUCAUAUAGAUAAAAGGUCUUUAAGUUCUAACAGAGUUAAUACAGGAUUGUCAUCUAAUUCAAAUAUUAAAAUUUAAUUUUCCAACCAUGGAAACUGUGCUACAUUUAUAUUAAUAGUCACUGAAAGUAUUCUGGAGGUUCUUUUGUGCUUUUUUCUUAGGCAUUUAAGGAGACUGGUGAAUAGCCAUACUUGCCAUGGCUAUUCUUUUGUUCCCUCUUUCUUUAGGGAAAAAAAUAGACAAGAAAAAGCAUAAAAGAAUAAAAAGAAAUGCAUCCUUGCUGUGGUGUUUCAUGACAUUUCUGCACUUGAACAUCUGGAAAGCCUAGUGUGACAGUGACAACCGAAUUGACAAAGUUGCUGACUGCAUCCACUAUUACAAAAAAAUAUGGGCACUAAAAGCGCCACUUUAAUUCUGAAAAGCUCAAUACAGUGUCUCUUCAUUUUGGCCUUGAAGAUAGAAAGAGAAACCACAUUUAUUUUGAAGAUGCAUUCUGAGCAUUGUGCAUCACACACAUUGGAAAACAACAGCUCCAAAGAAAGGAACAUGCAUUAUAGGAAAAGAGAAGAGAGCAGCUGUGAAACUCGGUCUAAUUGCAGACCCUAGAUGGGUUUGAUAAUCAAAUGACUAUUCUGCAUAAACUAGAAGUAAAAUGGCAAAACAUUAAUUACUCCUAUUAUUGCUUUUAUAUAUUGAGAUGUGGGACAAAAUGCAUAAUACAUUUUAAGAACAGAAUCUAAAGGAAAAGAAAAAUUUCUACAUGGAAAUAUCUGCAGUGUCAAAGAAAAGAUGCCACAGGAAGAAAGCAGCCCUAAAAUAAAAUGCUGACAGGCAUAAAACAAAAGUUAUAUAUCUAUAAUAUGCUAUAAUUUAAAGAAGAUACAAAAUGAAGAGGAGUAAAAAUAUAAAGAUAAUGUAUUAACUCUUUAAAUGAAGACAAAAUGUACAUUGAAAUAUUUUGGUUAAUUGGCAGGAACUAAACAAGACUUUUGAUGUUAGGGCUGAUUAUGCUAUAGUGUUGUUAUUUGUGUGCCACUAAAUUUUAUGAUUUACCGCCACAAAUUGCAUGAACAAUUUAUGGAACUAUCAUCCAGUGAACAAAAGACAGGAUAACAAAAUGAAUUAAUAUUACAGUACAUGGUGUUCAAUACUAUUAUUCUAGUGGGAAUACUCUCGGUCUGAACUGAUCCAGCAGUUUUUGUGAAAUGUAAACCUCUUCAAUACAAAUGGGCAUUCAUUACUGAAAUCUGGCCAUAAGUAAAAACUGAAACCUAAUUAUUCCCUGUCAAAUUCUAGAGAAAAAACAAUUAGGUUUGUGACUACUGUACUCUGUCACACUUCAAAAAUAGCAGCCAGCUCCAAAAAUCUAGGAGCAGCAAACCACCACCACCACCACAAAAUGAUUUGCUGUUCUGCUAUUAGGUUUUUGGAAAUGUCUGUUAUUAAGGAUAUUUUAACAUAAUAGGUAUAUGAGCCUUAAGAAGCCCAAGUCUAGUCUCUGCCUCAUACCUCAGGAAUCACCUCUUCUACUCUGGAAAGUUAAAACCAUGCUUUGAGUUAGAGUAAAUUUAUCACUAAAUUCAACUUAACUCAUUGGAUGUGUCUUGAUUUCUAGAAAAGAUUUAGAUUUGUUCAGGACUUCUCUGUUCAUAAGAAGCACAAUUGGAAAUGGACUCCAGGUAUCCCUAUGCCAAGUACAGUCAUCUUCCAUUUACUCUUCUAAUUAAAUUUGAAUGCUUUCUUUUAAAACUUGAGAUUGAGCCCAUGCAUUGACACUUAUUUGCUCCAGUUUAUACAAUAAAAACAUUGAGAGUGCAUGACUGCAUGUGAAAAGAAGAACAACGUUUUCUAUAAAUUGCUUCAUCAUUACUUACGGAUCAAUAAAUAUGUGGUGAUAUCUUAAAUUACACAUUAAGGACUCAACCAUUUAUGAAAAUAAUAGUAAAUAUCUGCAUUUCUCUGAGCCAUUGACUACAUAGCUAGAGAUGGCCUGCAGUGGUAAACUCUGCUAAUUCCUGACUUGAUGCCCAUUUUCCCUGCCCUCAUUCUUAUUAGAGCCCAAUUUGUUUGGGGUAUCAAUGUGAGCAGCACAAGCAAUGAAUUGUUAUCUAGCUCAGUUAAUCUUGACAGUACUUUUCCUCAAUUUCACAGCCUUCUUUGUAGCUGUAGAUGUCCAUGUGCUCCCUUCAAGCUGCUCCAAGAGUUUCUUGAAGAGUGUUUGUUUUCAUUAUGAAUGGGGUCAGUUGUAGCCAGCAGUGUCGUUUCUGCUCCCAUGCUCCUCUUGGGCCUUGAACAUGAAUCUGAUGCACACAGCUUCAUGAGGAAACAAGCACACGAAAAGGUCAAGAGAAUCCCUGAAAUCUCAGUCCUGAUAUGUUUGAGUUGCUGAACCACUAAUAGCAGCCACCUACCUCCAUCCAGUCUUCUUUGGUUUGUGUGCUGGAGAGGCAAAUAUUUGACUUCCUUGGAUAUCAGUGGGCACCUAUCCUGGCAAAUUUUGUACAUAUUAUUAUCGUCAUUCUUGGUUUGUUUGGAACUAUUCAAUAUAGACCUCGUUACAUAACAGGAUAUGCUGUCUGGCUAGUCCUCUGGGUUACGUGGAAUGUGUUUGUUAUCUGCUUCUAUUUGGAGGCUGGGGACCUCUCAAAGGAAACAGACCUUAUCCUGACUUUUAAUAUAUCAAUGCACCGAUCUUGGUGGAUGGAGAAUGGACCAGGAUGUACGGUGACGUCAGUGACACCCGCCCCAGACUGGGCCCCAGAAGACCAUCGCUACAUCACGGUCUCAGGGUGUUUGCUGGAGUACCAGUACAUAGAAGUGGCUCAUAGUUCCCUCCAGAUUGUCCUCGCACUGGCAGGUUUCAUCUACGCCUGUUAUGUUGUGAAAUGUAUAACUGAAGAAGAGGACAGCUUUGAUUUCAUAGGUGGCUUUGACUCUUAUGGCUAUCAAGGGCCUCAGAAGACAUCUCAUUUACAACUACAGCCUAUGUACAUGUCAAAAUAAUACAGAUGACUUCAGUAUGUCAGCCCAUGGACCUUUCAAAGAACUUUUUUCGCAGUGGCCUCCUGCAUUUUAUGAAGAGCAAGAAGCAACUGAGUUUAAAUACAUACACGUAUUAACAAAACAAAUGCAAAGCCUCUACAUACAACACUGACACACACACACACACACACACACACGUGAGCACGCACACACCAAUUCCACUUGACCUCCUCUUUCUAACUGAAACAGACAAAUAUGCAGGACACGCCCAUCUUGGAUUUCCUGAAAGCAGGCCCCUUUCUCCCAGGCCUUUGGAAAGUUCAGAAGGAGAUGUGUUGAUGCCCAACGGUUGCCGGCCAUUGCUAACUCCUCUGCAGCCCAGCCGGUUGGCCUCUGUGAGCUGGGAAGUCAUCCAAGGCACAUUAGUUUGAGAGCUCUGUCUUCUGCACUCCAUACAUCUUGACAGCACCACGGCUACUUAGGCAAUGUAAUUGCAAAAACAAACGAAACAUGCCAUGAUGACCUUGUACCCGAAGUCCGAAAUGGCAGAUUGUCUGCCCUAAAGGCUGUACCGUACAUACUUGCCUUAACCCACCUACAUCGUGUGCCCAAGAAUCCCAGCGCAGACAGCCCCAAGCCACUUCCUUUAGGCUAACACACUGCUAUUAAUUCUAAAUGAGUUCAAGCCUGUGUGUUUCAUGUCAAGGAACAAGACUGAAUAGCUCAGCAGCUCCAGUGUGUCUGUAUAAGAAAAGUGCCAGCUGUCGGCAAAGUGUUUUACCAUAGAGCCUCCAUUGUGGCCCAAAAGAGACAAGUAACAAUAACAAUAUUUGUCAUCUUUAUAAUUCUAAAAUAUGGUCUUCUGAUGGGGUUGGGGGUGGGACAGAGUAAAACAUUAAUCUACUAAACUCACUAAUCUACUGGAAGCAGAAAGCAGAAAUGGCUUAACUCGCUGAUUUUAUUUAUUGCACUCUAGGUGCUUUUAUAAGUAUCUACAAUUGUCUUUUACUAACACAGAAACAGCUGUGGAUUUCUAUCAACAGAGGCCAACUGAAUAUGUAUUAGCUAUGUUUACUCUUUUAUAUCUAAUUCAAAUUGAAGACUCUACGUAGGUGAACUUUUUUUUCUAACUUCAGCGUACAAGAUUAUUUUUGGGUGGGUGGGGGGAGCAAUAGUUACCUUGGUGAAAUAUUUGAGAUCUUUUUGUGGUAUUUGGGGGAUCUGUUGUGUGUUAGAGUGUAUUUCAACCCUCCUGUAUUAUUGUGGCAGAAAAACUGUGCUGUUAACGUAGUUGGCAACAAGAUGCCUUUGGAAACUUAAUAGUAGGUCAAUGUGUUUAUGGAAUAUUCUGAACUCCUAGGAAAUUUUGUUCUAUAUUUUAAAGCAUUAUUUGGUUUUCAUUAGUGGAAAACAUAAUUAGCUCAGGCUUAUCAGGAACUCAGAUGAGUCAUAUUUUUUCUUGGAUGCACCUGAGACAUUAAACUCAAUUUUUUAAAACUAACACACCAUUCUUCAGUGCAGUGAAAUUCAAAAGUUAUAAAUUGGCAUGGAGCAAGUUUUUUCUUUGAUUUCUAUGAAGUUUCAGUUAUUGGAUUAAACUACUUUAGACCUUAGCCCAUUCGGAUCUACAUACACCAGUUCCAUUACUGUGUUUGCAUGGAUGUCUGUAAUAUACACACACAUAUACAUUUGAAAAUGAUAGAGGAACAAAGAGUUAUCAUUGGAACAUAAACUAUAAAAAAACAUUCCAGCACUCAUGCUUGAAUUUCCUCAGUGGGUUGUAUGUUUGUCCAUACAUACAUGUAUAAAAUAAACAAUUGCAAACAUGUCAGUGAAACCUCAUAUGACGCUUUUAUAGUGACAUGCAUGUUUAAUGUAUGAGAAAAAUAUUUACCAAUGUAUUGUCCUUUGAUUCCUAAAAUAUAAAUCCUAUACAUGCCAGAAACUAUUCUAAUGUGACUUUUAAUGUGACUAUUAAAAAUGAGGUUUCACUGUACAUUCAUGCUGUGAUGCGAUUUCACCUUAUAGUACAUGUAUAUGGGUACAGAAAAUAAACCCUCAUAUUCCUGCUUUAAGUUACAGCCAAGUUUUCACCAAAUCACAACUAUCAUCACCACCAAAAUUUUAAAAAACAGUAGUUGACUACUAAAAAGUAAUCAGUGGACAGGUCAUUUAUGGGAUCAGUAAGCACAGUAGUGUGAUUAUAUCUGGGAAAACAUCUACAGUUGUACAGCUGUAUCCUCCUCAAAAUCCGGUGAAGAAUGCUAUUUUUCUAGGCUGAGCUUUUGUUAUAAACCUAAUAUUCAGAAGGCAAGGGUUAUGAUCCUGAUGUGUCCUUUUUUUUGCAUUUGUUAAUUCUGAAUGUAUUUUUAACAGAGUGAUUUUUUUGACUUACUAGUGUAAUUUGCAUUUUAAAAAUAAAUGGAAAAAUACUUAA
This is a messenger RNA of Pan troglodytes (chimpanzee), 5445 nucleotides long. RefSeq names its product sodium/potassium transporting ATPase interacting 2 (gene NKAIN2). Lineage: Eukaryota; Metazoa; Chordata; Mammalia; Primates; Hominidae. Bases 2709 to 3029 code for a protein of 106 amino acids. The transcript has 7 exons. Gene Ontology annotation, biological process: regulation of sodium ion transport. The record is from RefSeq and is a predicted model, not a curated record.